GACGUUUGUUGUGAGAUUUGUUUCCUAAUAUUUCGUCUAUCGUCGUGAUAUAUUUCUGUGUAAUGUAAUUAAAUUAGUUAGAUUUUAAAAUCUUUUUUAUUUUACAAUACAUAGAGAUUCUGUUCGAUUUUAGAAUUUAAAUGUAGACAUUUUAGGAUGUAUCUUAAACGUGUAUUGGUGCCUCUAUUCUGCCUUGGAUUAGAAGUUUUGGCGCCGGUGGUCGCUGACCAGGUUGAAAUUCGCGAAGUAGCCGCUGAUAAGGGUACUAACGUAACAAUACCUUGUGGUGAUUUACAAGAAAAUACUUCUAAUGUCCAGUGGGUGCACCGAGGCAACCGUACUCACCACACAGUGCUGAUGGACGGUGGUUUGCUCCUGAGGCAGGUGGGUGUGGAAGACGAAGGUCUAUACGAAUGCGGCGUAGAGAACGAGACGGCGUAUGUCGACAGAGUCAAUCUCACAGUCAGAACGGAACCCCCUCCAUUGGUGAAUGUGACGGUGCACGCGUCCACCAUCCUGGCGCUGAUCUUGUGGAACGUGGCAGGUGAUGGUGGACACCCCAUCAUUGACUUCACGGCGCAGUAUCGCUCAGCCGCGCCUGUAAAUAACACACUCGAGCCUUGGCGACCAAUCAGUCCUAAUCAUAUCAGUCCUAACUCGCGGCAAGUGGAUGUAUAUCACUUGGAGCCUAACGCGUCGUACUGGUUCCGAGUGUGGGCGACUAACGCACUGGGCCCCGGUCCUCCGGUCGAGGUCCUUGCCACCACGCUCUACAGCGACCAGGAAGCGGAGUUAUACAAACACUUCCUAGAGGGCGCUGAGAGUUUUGACACGCGCACGUGGCUGGCGGCCGUGUGCGUGGUUAUGGGCACGCUGGCCGUCCUCGCCGCCGGCACAUGCGCCGUGCUCUGCCGCGAGUGGCGCCGCCCCGAGUACGAGGAAGAACAAGAUAUUAUAGAACUUGUGCCUAAUAUUAUAUUGAAUCCCGGUUUCAUGGAAACCGACCCUGUACGUCCCCGGGAAAGCUACGCGGCCUCCAUCAUCAAGUCCACGGAAUGCCCCGGCCCGGGCAAACCUAGGCGUGUCUGAUUUUCGUCUAUACUUAACCUUAGAAUAUUCUAUCUAUCCGAUCCAGGGUUUUUGUCAUGAUCGUAAAUACACAGAAGGAUGGUGCUGGCUAUCGCAGUUAAGAUAAAAAUAGUUCAAUUAAAAAAAAAUUAACUUGCACAGAUAAAAAAUGUAUUGCUUUCAAGCGCCU
Molecule: messenger RNA, 1258 nt
Organism: Papilio xuthus (Asian swallowtail)
Lineage: Eukaryota; Metazoa; Arthropoda; Insecta; Lepidoptera; Papilionidae
Product: Down syndrome cell adhesion molecule-like protein 1 homolog
Exons: 7
Coding region: 157-1089 (310 amino acids)
Molecular function (GO): protein binding
Source: RefSeq, a predicted model, not a curated record